AUGAGUCAAGUUUCUGGAAAGGAACCGGGCAGGAAAUGGUGGAAGGAAGCCAUUGUAUACCAGAUUUAUCCGGCAUCUUUCGUAGACACCGAUUCUAAUGGUGUUGAAAAUAUCAACGGGAUCACUGCUAAACUGGGCUAUCUCAAAGAAUUAGGCGUGGAUAUUCUAUGGAUCUCAUCAGUCUACGAAAGUCCACAGAAAGACAUGGGGUAUGAUAUUUCGAACUACCGUGACAUACAUCGUCCCUACGGUACAAUGCAAGACGUCCACCAUUUGAUCGAUGAGCUCAAGGUACGCGAUAUGAAGCUCAUCAUGGAUCUGGUGGUCAAUCACACUUCAAAUGAGCAUCCCUGGUUUAUUGACUCGGCCUCGUCAACAGUAAGCUCGCGACGAGACUGGUACAUCUGGCGAAAGCCAAGGUAUGACGCCCAGGGCAAACGGCAGCCACCGAACAACUGGUGCAGCCUCUUCGACGAGACCGAGUCAGCCUGGACCUACGACUCCAAAAUGGAUGAGUACUAUCUUUCGCUCUUUAGUCCAUUCCAGGCCGACCUGAAUUGGGAAACCCCAUUCGUCCGAGAGGAAGUCUGCGAUAUCCUGCGAUUCUGGCUGGACAAGGGGGUUUCUGGUUUCCGGAUGGACGCCAUAAACCUCAUCUCCAAAGACCAGAUGUUCCCUGACGCAGAGAUUCUUCAUCCAGGCAGAGAGUACCAACCGGAUGAAUGUUGCUUCGCCAACGGGAUCCGACUCAUGGACUAUCUCCAGGAGAUGAAAAGCGCUGUCUUCUCGAAAUACGACACUCUCACGGUUGGUGAGAUGCCGUACCUCGAGGACGAAGAAGAGAGACUCAAGAUGGUGGCGGCGGAAGAGGCUCUACUGGACAUGAUCUUCACCUUUGAAAUGAUGGAUCUUGACGUUGUCCCUGAGAAAGGCCGUUUCAGCAACAAGUCGUGGACUGUCAAUGACCUGAAGAAUUUGGUUACCAAAUCAUUGUAA
Messenger RNA from Fusarium redolens, 996 nucleotides. Its product is annotated as glycoside hydrolase superfamily. Gene Ontology annotation, biological process: oligosaccharide catabolic process. Lineage: Eukaryota; Fungi; Ascomycota; Sordariomycetes; Hypocreales; Nectriaceae. The record is from RefSeq and is a predicted model, not a curated record. Gene Ontology annotation, molecular function: alpha-amylase activity. The transcript has 6 exons. Bases 1 to 996 code for a protein of 331 amino acids.